UGAACAGACACAAUACUCCACAUCAUUGGUUCUUUAUAAUAAAUCCAGUGUAUUUCUGCAAUGGACCCUGAACCCACCGAAAGCUCACAGAAAUCUGGUUCCAAGGAGAGUCAUGCAGCAUCUGUCAUUCAGAAAGCCUGGAAAAGAUGGCAGGAUAUGGCAGUGUUUGACUACUAUAAAGGAUUAAUAGGUUUUAAGCAAUGUGGAAAACCUUCCAGUCUGAUGAAGUACAUUGAACCUAGAGAGGCGGAAUACUUAGAUGCUGCAGCAGGGAUUCAUAUCCGAUUCAGACUAGGUGGGCUAAAGUUUCCUCCAAGUAUAUAUUACAAAAUAUUCACGCAUAGACCUAUUGUAGAUCUGUGUGCCUAUAGUCCUAAAGACUAUGCAAAACUUGCACUCAAAACCAGAGAAGCAAGAAAGCGCCAGGGGAAAAAGGGCCAGGAUCACAGCGACUGGUACAAACGUAUUGAGAAUAAUGGAUGGAGACUUCUUUCCAUCAGGUUAUGGAAGAUCGUCGACCCUAUAACUAAUGAUGACAAUAUCAAAACGAAGGAAUUCCAGUACUCCAGAAUGAUGAGGAAACAAGAAAUAGAAAAAAGGAGAAAAAGGAGGAAAAUAGAAUGGCUGAAGAAAAUGUACUUUGGACAAAACCUUCAAGUCAAUACUCUGGACCCACUUACAACCGUCUUAAUUCAAAGAGCUACAGAAGGGUUGAUUGGCAGCCUAGACAAAGGAAUGGAUAAAGUGAUGGAAUGGGAAGUGGAUGAAGUGCUAAAAUGGACAAACGCACUCAACUAUGAAAAAUAUAUUAAAGAAUGGAGGGAUAUUGGAACAAGCAAGAUUUCUGAAGCAUAUCGAGGUUUCCAGUUUUCUGAACGACGUCAUGAUCUUUCUCCGUUAUCUCAAAUACCACAGAAACUCCAGGAAAUUGUGCAUUCUCAGAUGAGCUAGACAAAUAAGAAUGAGCAAACACCCAUCAUCACUCUGAAUCGCAGAAGAAUAAUUGCAGUGGAGUAACACACACUCUCAAUUUCAGUAGCACUGAAAUAAAGUAUUAGGAAAUAAAAAUAUGAAAAAGUUGACACAGCUUUCAUUCCAUUUGAUAUAAUGUCAGCCACCUGCAACUGUUUAAAGCAGGGGUUCUCAAACUUUUUAAAGAGAGGGCCAGGUC
This is a messenger RNA of Anolis sagrei ordinatus, 1171 nucleotides long. RefSeq names its product chromosome 3 C11orf65 homolog (gene C3H11orf65). Lineage: Eukaryota; Metazoa; Chordata; Lepidosauria; Squamata; Anolidae. The record is from RefSeq and is a predicted model, not a curated record.